Molecule: messenger RNA, 1669 nt
Organism: Hyposmocoma kahamanoa
Lineage: Eukaryota; Metazoa; Arthropoda; Insecta; Lepidoptera; Cosmopterigidae
Product: L-threonine ammonia-lyase-like
Exons: 9
Coding region: 179-1522 (447 amino acids)
Biological process (GO): L-serine catabolic process; L-threonine catabolic process
Molecular function (GO): L-serine ammonia-lyase activity; threonine deaminase activity
Source: RefSeq, a predicted model, not a curated record
AAGAGAACUGAAGAAAGAAAUGGUAAUGAUAGAUGACAAGUAAACAUCCGUCAAACCAAAAUCUACUAUUUUGAUAAAAAAAUUAAUUCUUGUUUUACUUAAUUAAAUAUGAAAAACUGAAACCAAACACCCAAUCCUCUAUCUGUUGUUUGUAAUAUAGCGUGCAUAAUACAUACAAAUGGCUAAUAAUCCGGAUUUUGGUUUCGAUGAGUACUGUGAUCCAUCCAACCCACGAAAGAUCAAGUACGAUGACAUAGUAGCGGCUUCUAGACGAAUAGUCGGUGCUGUGUGCAAAACGCCACUACUAAAAGCUCAUAUGUCAGAAAAACUGGGUAUGGAUAUAUAUAUGAAAACUGAAUCCAUGCAGAUGACUGGAUGCUACAAAGAACGUGGAGUACGCAAUACGUUGAUGCAAUUAAGUGACGACCAAAAGAAACUCGGAACUAUCACUGCCACAGCUGGCAAUCAUGGCAUAGCCAUGAGCUACCACGCUGCACAAAUGGGUAUACCCUGUAUUGUAGUGAUGCCAACUAUUUCACCCUCCAAUAAAAUUGACAAAGCACAAAAGUUUGGAGCGAAAGUAAUACUUCAUAGCAAUAACGUGCUAGAUGCAAAAUCACAUGCUAUGUUGAUAGGAAGAGACAAAAAAAUGUUGUAUGUUAACGGUUUCGAUCAUCCACAUGUAAUAGAAGGACAUGGCACCGUCGGUCUAGAAAUAAUGGAGCAAUUACCCUUGGCUGAUGCAGUAUUGGUGCCAGUCGGUGGCGGUGGUCUUAUCACUGGCGUAGCUAUUGCCAUCAAACACCUCAAACCUGACACUGAAAUUUACGGUAUAUCAACCGACAAAACUUGCAGCAUGGCAGAAUCUCUUAGGAAAAAUGAACGAGUUUUCCUCGCAAUCGAAAAUACCAUAGCUGAUGGACUCGCCGUACAAACGGUUGGAGUUAACACUUUUCAUAACUUAAAAGGUCUUGUGGACAAAAUGGUUAUAGUAAAGGAGGAUUGGGUGGCUAGGGCUAUAACGCACUUAAUAGAAGACGAAAAACUCGUAGUGGAAGGAGCUGGUGCAGUAUCAAUGGCUGCAAUUAUGGCUGGAAUGUUUCCAAAUUUGAAAGGAAAAAAAGUAGUGUGUAUUAUAUCUGGAGGCAACAUCGAUACGACUAUUCUAUCGCGAACACUCGAACGUGGCAUGGCCGCUGAGGGCCGGCUGAUGAAGUUUAAGGUGUCCAUUCAGGAUAGGCCCGGCGGAAUGGCCGACCUCUGCUCUCUUCUGGCAGGUAUCGGAGUAACAAUAAGAGACUGUCUGCCCGAGCGUACGUGGGUGAAAGGCGACGUCUUCAGCGUGCAGAUGAAAGUAGUAGCUGAAACUAGAGGUUGGGAUCAUUCAAAAGAAAUGAUAGAGCAAAUAAAAAAACAUUACAAAGAAUAUUACUUCCCCGACAUGAGUGAUCGCACCGAAAAGUUGUCUAAUGCUCGACGUGGUCCUUGCCUAGCACCCAAUCCUGUCUGUAUGCAAAAGUAAAUUAUAAAGUUGAAAUAGUAUACUCGUAUAUAUGGUAGAAUUGAUAAUACCAGUAUAACGAUUUUGAGACGAUGACCCAUUCUGUCCAUUGGUCGUGGUCAUGGAGUUUGUGGUGUUGUAUGCCCAAAAUUGAAGACGAUGAAAGUA